Messenger RNA from Microthlaspi erraticum, 2103 nucleotides. The record is from the annotation of a GenBank genome assembly. Lineage: Eukaryota; Viridiplantae; Streptophyta; Magnoliopsida; Brassicales; Brassicaceae.
AUGGAGAUUACCACAGCUCGCAUUACCGAUGGAAUCUGUCCCAUCUUCUCCCCACCUUCGAGAAGAGCUUACAAUCUCGAUUUUUCAUACUGUAAGUCGACCAAACAAUUGACCUCCGUCGCGUAUGAUCGGCUUACGGAUCCAAAAUUCGGAGCUAGCACCAGAAGUCUCCGUCACGGAUGGAAAGUGACGGCGACUGUGAAUCCGUAUUCGCAUGCAGAGGCGGCACAGCCAGAGGAGCGGAAGAGUUUGACUGAUUUUCUGGUGGAAGCUGAAGAUUUCAUGAGAUCAGACGGCAGAGAUGGAGGUCCGCCUCGGUGGUUCUCUCCGUUGGAAUGUGGCAAGCGAGCUCCGGGAUCUCCUCUUCUCCUCUACAUACCUGGGAUCGAUGGUACUGGAUUAGGGCUCAUUCGCCAGCAUAAGAGACUUGGAGAGAUGUUUGACAUAUGGUGCCUUCACUUUCCAGUCACUGAUCGAACCCCUGCUCCAGACAUUGUGAAUCUCAUUGAGAGGACAGUACGGUCAGAGUACCACCGUUUCCCUAAUAGACCCAUAUAUAUAGUUGGAGAAUCGGUUGGAGCCUGUCUUGCUCUUGAUGUUGCAGCGGGUAACCCCGACAUCGAUCUUGUCUUGAUUCUUGCUAAUCCAGUCACACGUUUCAAUAACUUCAUAUUGCAACCUCUAUCGGGUCUACUUGAAAUAUUGCCUGACAAAGUUCCCAGCUUGAUAGAAGAGAGUUUUGGGUUAAAACAAGGUUAUCCGUUUGGGGCAAUGUUGGAGAGUAUGCUGAAUGAAACUAAUGUCACACAGAUGAGUGGAGGGCUCUUAGGAGACUUCUUUGCAACUUCAGCAAGCUUGCCUACUCUGUUUAGGAUCCUUCCCAGGGACACACUUUUAUGGAAGCUUCAACUACUUAAGUCUGCUACAGCGUCUGCUAACUCUCACAUGUACACAGUCAAAGCCCAAACACUGAUACUUCUGAGUGGGCGUGAUCAAUGGUUACUGAACAAAGAAUACAUUGAAAAACUCCCUAGUGCACUGCCGAAAAGCGAAGUCCGUAGUUUUGAGAAUAAUGGACAUUUCCUCUUCUUGGAGGAUGGGGUAGAUUUGGCGACAAUCAUAAAGUUUGCCUACUUUUAUCGCCGUGGAAAGAAACUUGAUUGCAUUUCGGAUUACAUUCUGCCUACUCCAUUCGAGCUCAAAGAGUUUGAAGAAUCACAAAGAUUGCUAACCGCUGCUACUUCUCCGGUAUUUCUCUCAACUCUAGACAACGGUAGAGUAGUAAGAUCACUUGCAGGGAUACCUUCAGAGGGACCUGUUCUGUACGUUGGCAAUCACAUGUUGUUUGGUAUCGAACUGCGUCCACUAGUAGUUCAAUUCUUGAAAGAAAGGAACAUUCCGUUGCGUGGACUGGCACAUCCAUUGAUCUUUACCAAGAAAAGAGGCUCAAAGCUCCCUGAUAUGCAGAUGUUGGACUCUUUUAGGACGAUAGGCGCAGUUCCUGUCUCGAAUAUGAAUUUCUACAAUCUGCUUCGUUCAAAGGCUCAUGUGCUUUUGUAUCCAGGAGGUGCUCGUGAAGCCUUGCACAGAAAGGGUGAAGAAUACAAGUUGUUUUGGCCAGAACAUUCAGAGUUUGUAAGGUUUGCCUCUAAAUUCGGAGCAAAGAUCGUUCCUUUUGGCGUUGUUGGAGAAGAUAAUCUCUGUCAAAUGGUUUUGGAUUACAAUGAUCAAAUGAAGAUCCCUUUUCUCAAGAACCUCAUAGAAGAGAUAACACAGGACACAGUUAAGCUGAGGAACGGUGAAGAAGGCGAAGUAGGAAACCAAGAUUUGCAUGUGCCUGGAAUAAUACCAAAGAUUCCGGGACGGUUCUACAUAUAUUUUGGGAAACCAAUAGAAACCAAAGGUAGAGAGAAAGAGCUAAACGAUAAAGAGAGAGCUCAUGAGGUUUACUUGCAGGUCAAGUCAGAAGUAGAAAGAUGUAUAGCUUACCUGAAGGUGAAGAGAGAAAGUGAUCCUUACAGAAACAUAUUCCCGAGGCUUCUCUAUUACCUCUCACUUGGUUUCACUUCCGAGAUCCCAACCUUUGAUCUCCGAAUCCAUUAA